Messenger RNA from Tigriopus californicus, 3651 nucleotides. Its product is annotated as chitin deacetylase 8-like. The transcript is spliced from 4 exons. Gene Ontology annotation, molecular function: hydrolase activity, acting on carbon-nitrogen (but not peptide) bonds. The record is from RefSeq and is a predicted model, not a curated record. Lineage: Eukaryota; Metazoa; Arthropoda; Copepoda; Harpacticoida; Harpacticidae. Bases 852 to 1976 code for a protein of 374 amino acids. Gene Ontology annotation, biological process: carbohydrate metabolic process.
AAAAAGAAGACAAAAAAUCAAAGUCAUAUCAGUUGGUCCGGGCCCAUAGUGACAAGAUCUAACAAAUUCGCCACCUCAGAGAGACGAGAUUCCUCCAACCUCUGAACACUGUUGUUGCUCAAGAAGGUGAACAGUUUGCGAAGACGCCCAUCCCUUCUCCUGCUCCUCCUGGACGUCAUCAUCCUUGUUGCUUCUUCGUCUUCUUCUCCUAUUAGUACUGCUACCCCUACCACUACUACAAGAAGAACAACUGCUAUUGUUUAAGCGAGUGAGUGGUUCAUGGUUGGCCCAUCUUUCAAGGCAACACGCUCAUUAUAUCCAACAACAUAGAACCAUCGUCGUCAUCUCUUCGCCUUCUUCGUUCAUCAAGGUAGCGAAACCCCGAGCCCAGACCAGGAUCCACGUUGUUUGAUGCAUUCUUUGUGUUGCCCCAAUCCGGCUGUGAUAUCUGGUGACACAAGUUUUCCGAGUGCCUCUUGUGCUUAGACCCCCAAACCCCGACCCACGACCCUCGACCCACUCUGGUGCUCUAUUUGCCUGUUCAGUCGUCGAUCUCAGCAGCAACGUGAGUUUGUCGUCUAUGCCCAACGAAUCAUUGGAGGGAGUCAAGCCGCGUUUGAACCAGUCAUAAAGGUGGUGCGACAACGGCAAAUCUCCACCCAAAAUUGUCUUCAACCAUCGAGAGAACAACCACGAGCUCAGCCACCCAAGCCGCCAGCCAGCAACAGCGUCGUCGUCGUUGAACUCGUCGUGAGUCUGACUGACGUCAAGUAUCCCAAGCAUCUCUCAUCAGUUGUGGCUGGGAGUUUACAAGGAUAUUAGCUCAAUCCUUCAACAUUUAACAUUUAAAGAUGCAUCUUGUCCCGUCAUUGAUCACGAUCUCCGUUCUGGCUGCUUUGGCUGUGAGUGGACAAAAGUCCGCCGAGCGUUGCGACCCAUCCGUGUGUCGGCUUCCGGAUUGCUAUUGCGGAGGCAGCACCAUUCCAGGCGGAUAUGCCGAGGCUGACAUUCCCCAAUUUGUCUUACUUACCUUCGACGAUGCUGUCAAUGACUUGAACAAGGCCUUCUUCGAAGACCUCUUUAAGGACCGGACCAACCCCAAUGGUUGUCCCAUCAAGGGCACGUUUUAUGUCUCCCACGAAUGGACGGAUUACUCGCAAGUCCAACAUCUUUAUGCCAAUGGCCAUGAGAUCGCGUCGCACACGGUCACCCACAGUCACGGAACCAACUUCAACGAGGAGAAAUGGGCCAACGAAGUGGUGGGCGAGGCUGAGAUGCUCGUCCGAUACGCUGGAGUCAACCCCAAGGAUAUCAAGGGCAUGAGAGCACCCUUCUUGGCCGUGGGCGGCGACACCAUGUUCAAUAUGCUCAAUCGUUAUGGGUUCUACUACGAUUCGAGUAUGUCCACCAGUGGUCCUAGCUGGCCUUACACUCUGGAGUACAAGAUGCCCCACUCUUGCGCCGUCAAGCCUUGUCCCAAGCAGUCCCAUCCGGGUAUGUGGGAAAUCCCCAUGUCCACAUUGAAUGAUAUCCGAGGAGGAACCUGCUCAAUGGCCGAUGGAUGCUUUUAUGAGGAGGAUGCCGCGUCCAUUCAGAAGAUCUUCACCCAAAACUUCUUGGAACAUUACACAAAGUCCAAAGCCCCAUUCCCUCUCUUUUUCCACGCUGCAUGGUUCUUCAACCGAAACCACAGGAAGGAAGGAUUCUUCAACUUCUUGGACUCGAUCCUGGCCCUGCCCGACGUGUACUUUGUCACCAGUCAGGAGCUCAUCAACUGGGUGCGCAACCCUGAGCCCUUGGACACCAUCCACAACUCCCCGGUGGUGGGUUGCGAUUUCCCCGAUCGACCCGCCUCUUGCGGUCCCCGGAAGAACAAAUGCCAGCUCAAGCACAAGGGCGAGCAACGACAAUGGGCUUCGUGUCAAACCACCUGUCCCAAUCGAUACCCUUGGGUCAACAACUUGAACGGCGCCUAAGGCGCUUAUGACCCAUUCCGGGUCAAGUAUGUAAUCUGGCUCGCCCGUCAAACAGCGGUAAAUGAAGAGCUGCUGAAUCCAGAGGACUCUAAGCUCCCGAUAUUUAGCGCACAAAUAUGGCCCCUUCGCAGUUAUGCCAUGCAGUAUUUUUUUAUUUGUCUCUUUCAUUUCCCUAUGUCGUCCCUUCCCCCUUCCUUCCUUCCUUCCUUCCGUUUCCCUCAUCCCCCAUCCUCUCAUCUUGAGACUUUUUUCUGGACCUGAUUGUCACCCUUUGCCAUCAUUUUCCUCAUCCCCAUUACUUCCUCCACUUUCUUUUUUCUUUCAUUCUCUCUUUCUUUCUUUCCUUCUUUCUUUCCUUCUUUCAUCCAUCUAUCCAUCCAUCCUUUCCGUCCUCCCUCUCUUUGGUCCUCCGUUCAAGCCACCCUCUUCUUUUGGGUUUCCAUUGCCAAACUCACUUUUGUCCGAGGUUGCCAGGGUGGUGGUGACUGGCCCAAGGAGCCCAGCCUCCGUUCUCUCCUCCUCUUAAUUCCGUUCCUCGGUUCUCUCCUUUCCACCCAACAGAUUUACUUCCCAUCAUCAACUGCACUCUCAGAUAAGAGCGAGAAGCCGAGGACUUUUUUUACUCUUCUCAAAACGAGACUUUGCAGCUCCAGAUUUCUUUUGUCCUGCACGGACGGACACCUCCAGGAAAAGCCACGAGGAUGAUGGGAUUCGCCAUCGUCCCCUCGUUAAGUUUUCCUGUCUCAUCUGGAACAAUAACAUCAUUAGCCUUAACAGAUGGGAGCAGUCACAACACAUCGAAGAGAGGACGUUCCAAUUCAAGCGAUCCUCUUCAGUCAGCUCAUCGAAAUUAUGGACGGCCUUCCUUUCGUUGGCCUUCGAAGGUAUCGGUGUUCUGUAUGGCGCUCCAUUUCUACCGUGUUUGCCACUGGCUCCUUCUCAACCAUGAAUGUGAUAUUAACACAUGACCCCUUGACUCGUCCCAUUUAUCUUGUGUCCCUCUCCGUUUCUCUCCUUCUGUCCCAUGAGCCAGACAGCCAUAUCCCACCAGUGAUAAAUGAACGAAACAAUCUGUGCAGAAAAUGGCAAGUGAUACCCCGAUGAUGCACUUGCAGUUGUUAAUGUUAAAAGUUUUGGAAACUCCUUUUGAGAACUGAUUAACCCGUGCGUUUAGCCGAUCUAUCUAAACGUCAGAGAGAAAAAUGAAGUCCACAAAUGCGUUUUUUUGGGUCCAGUUCCAAUUCUGGGACGACUGGGAGUUGUUCCAAGACCGUUCGACGGCUUGUGUGUGGGUAUGAUUGCGUGUGAUUGCGUGUGUUCCUUCAUUCAAACGAGAAUAAUAUACAUUCACACCAAUCCCAUGUCCGCCUGCUUGAACGUUUGUCCGUCUGUCCGUGUGUCUACCUACCUACUAUUUGUGCCCAAGAUUUCUUGUUCUCUCUGUCAAUGAUUGCUUAUUGUCAUAAUCCCCUCUUGAAAAUGGAGGCCCAAUCCAAUCGCACUCAAUCGUCCUCCAAGUCCCGAUUCGAAUUGGAAAAAUAACCAUGAACAAACGGUCGGUCAAACACUCACGAAAAUUCCAAGUAGACUCAGCGCCCAACACGUCUCACCCAACUAUUGAUUAUUAUCAAAGUCCUGAAAAUAUAUAAACACAAUUUUUUUGUUCGGACAACCA